Messenger RNA from Colletotrichum destructivum, 2989 nucleotides. RefSeq names its product Putative WD40/YVTN repeat-like-containing domain superfamily. NCBI's taxonomy places the organism in Eukaryota, Fungi, Ascomycota, Sordariomycetes, Glomerellales, Glomerellaceae. Gene Ontology annotation, molecular function: protein binding. The record is from RefSeq and is a predicted model, not a curated record. Bases 255 to 2459 code for a protein of 734 amino acids. The transcript is spliced from 2 exons.
CACCCAUCGCGUUUUUGUUCUACAGCUUCAUCAACCGUGAGAACCACCCGGCGAUUUGCGCAUUAACUCCGCACCUACCAACCCGCAAAUUUCGUCUGUGCAAUUGAACAGCACAUAGGUCCUAUUUUUUGGAGCCGCCGUCUUUCUUCAUUGUUAACGAAGGCGCCUCUCGUCCUACAUCCGCCACCCAGCCCAAUCCAGCUGGAGUGGAAGCUCCUAGCGAAAACAACAACAGUACCGCGAGGCCAGCAGCCAUGACUCCUCAUCUUACACCGCGAGUCCGUCGCACGUCGCAAAACACACAAUACACCUAUAACCUAUCGAGGCGGAUUCACGAUGUCAAGACCUACCCCGUCCAGUCUCCCCAAGGGGCCGCAAUCCUUCUGUACGCCCAUGAUAACGGUGUCACGAUAGUCUGGAGGGGCGGACGAAGGUUCAAACCCACAAAAACAAAGUCUUCUGUUCCGACGAAUGAGAAACAAAACGGCGCCCCGGACGAUUCCGUCAUGAUCAUCGACUCCGAUGACGACGAACCCCCGGCCAAGUCGACCAAGGCAGGCAAGGCCUUUGCGCCAUUUACAGACAAACCCGAGUUCGAAAAUUCCGAGGAGGACGGACCGUAUCCUGAAAUCAUUCAGACCCUUGAUCUUUCUCUCGGCACAACCGCUCUUCAUCUGGCCGUGCUACCUAUGACGCCUUGCCCAGCCGAAGACGCCGCGUGGGGAGGGGCCGAUGUGCUCAAGGAGAAGAUGGUCUUCACCGUGGCCUGCGCCACCAAUGAGGUCUACGUUGUGACGCUUCCAUUGACUCCUCCGAGCCCGGAAAGCAAGGCGCGCCCCGAGCUGAGAUCGAAUCUACUGGCCGGCAAGGCUGGGUCUGGCCAGUGGGGCGAGCGCGUUGUUCUCCUUGGCGGCCAAUACAAGCACAGUGAAGGGGUCGCUAUGUCAUUGAUCAAGCCCAAGACAUCGUCCAGCUCCGAUCGUACACGAGAACAAACCUAUGCCUCAAGCAUACAGAGGCCUCGCCUCGUUGUGGCCGCACAUACUCGCGAGGCAUCCGGAACACUUCGUCUGUGGGAUGUCCCUCUGGAUGUCCAACCAGGCGAAGCUAGUGGCCGAAUCAACCCCUUUCAGUCCGAAUUCCUUCCCAGCCCCCUGUCCAGCAUUUCUUUCAACCCGACACACCUUACCCAGCUCCUCACAGUAGCCUCGCCGCAUGCCGUGCGCAUCUACGACUACGCCCUACCUUCGUUGCCUCCCGACGACCAGGCCAUUGGGCCGUUCCCCAGCCAGGGUUCCUGGCUUCUGUCUAUGUUCCAGCCCUUCACUCGCCCUACUUCGAUGCGGAAGCCGAUUCUUGACGCAGCUUGGAUCGCACAUGGUAGAGCCGUGCUCGCCUUACUGGCGGACGGCACAUGGGGUAUUUGGGACGUGGAUGGUGCCAGCCCACUCGGCGCUUCAAUCCUGGGAAAGAACAGCUCUGGCAUCAAGGGUGCGGCGCUUACAGCCUUCAGUGCCAGUGGCCAUGUCGAAGGCACAGGGCCUUUGCGCACGACGGCUGGCGUACCGAGGUCAAACGGCAAUGGCGAAUUUGUUCCCCUAACGCCGCAUAGCCGUCGUGAUGCUGCGGCAUCGUUGAGCGCGGCCGGCUCACUGGAACGUCUCGUGUCUGUCAGGGGUGGGAUCGUGGUGACGCCCUUGCCCGGUAGUGGCUCGGGCUCCGCCGACGAGAGUGUUGUGCUAUGGAUUGGUGGACUGGAUAAUGUCUCGGUCAUUCCAGCAGUCUCUCGGUUCUGGGACGCACAACUGCGUCGGGGCUCGGGGGGUGGCGUGAAUCUCUUCAGCGGCACUACGCCGACCAGAAUGAUCCGCCUGCACGACCUGUCCACUGGCCUCCUCGGAGAGCGAUGUUGUGGCGUCGGCGCUGCGGUCAAUUAUCCGAAGCUGAAGGAGACCGAAGGAGGAUUGCAGAUCGAGGUUCUCAUCAUGGGGGAGAGCCGCCUGGUUAUUGUCCAUGAGUCGGAGGACACGCCUGGCACCAAGAUCGGAUCUGUUGUCUCGACACGACGACGCCUCUUCGGCGACAGGGGGAAGGCAGAACCGCCCAGCGCCAUCAUCGUCCACCCUCGACCCGACCAGCCCCGGAACGUCUCGUUCAACCUCAGCGUCAACAAGACGAGAAGUUUGCGUGCGAAAUCCAACGGCCGCGACAGCUUCGACGCAGAGGAUCCCACCCACGACUUCACGCUUCCCGUCGGUCGGCCCAAGUCGGGCUUCGGGUUCGCCGACACGCUCAGCGCAGCGGCAGACUUGCAGGACGAUGUCACGAUGCGCGAUGUCGAAGAGGAGAUGCUGGAUAUCUUGGAGAUUGAUCAGGCUUUGGAGAAUAUGGAAGACGACCGGGGUAGCGGACGAAAGAAGGUCUUCUUCGAGGAGGACCAAGACCGGUCGUUCCAUUAAUGUUUGCUGACGAGACUUGACCUAGAUGAGACCAAAAUGUACGAUACCCAUGGGCCGUCCCGGCAACCGACCCAGCCCUUCCUGCGCUCAUGGCACGCAUGGACGCACGUCAUGUUGCUAACGUGCCCCUCCCUAUGUGUGCUACUCUUCUCUUUACACCACAUACGCAUGUCUUAUGAUCCGCCUAGCCGUUGAGGCCAAGGCAAUCCGCACGUCCAGGUGGAGCGCAAGGAGAGAUUCAUCCUUGAUCCAGCUCUGUAUUACGAGCGGUACAUCAAAUAACCGCAUUCCUCUGGGACUUUUCCUCCUGUCCCGCAAGGCACAAGAUCGCAAGAUGAAGUGUUGUCGGCGGGGGAUCGACUCCAUGACGCGGGCUUCAGCCGACGGUUCCUGAUUUCAGGACAGGGACUUUUUACGGGUGGGGGCAUAUGGGUGGUUCGGCUUGCGCGAAUUGACCAUUUGCUCUCCCGGCCUAUUCUUGUCAUCCUGCUAUCUGCCCCGAAUCCUUGACUCUGGUUGUCUCUAGCAGC